Messenger RNA from Nothobranchius furzeri (turquoise killifish), 1433 nucleotides. NCBI's taxonomy places the organism in Eukaryota, Metazoa, Chordata, Actinopteri, Cyprinodontiformes, Nothobranchiidae. The record is from RefSeq and is a predicted model, not a curated record.
GGAGAACAAAGGGAAAAAAGUGAUAAUCAUGGACAGAGAGGAUAAAAGGAGGGAAUGUAAUGACAUCAUACCAGUACUUGUGACAUCAUCAUAGGGAUAGCACCUCUAUUGCACACUCGUCCAGCUAUUGAACAGAGGACAAGAUUUUCAGAAAUCAACCAUGACUGCCUUAUCUUAUGUGGAAUUAUUUUACCUCAGCAAGCAACUGGGGAGGGAAAGAGAUGAAUUGUCUCGAAAAGUCACGGAUUAUGAACGAGAUAUUCGGGUUUUGACAGAGAAACACGCGGCAGAAAAAUUGAAAUUUAAGGAGACGUAUGAGAAGGAUCUUAAACAAAAAGAUGUUGAUAAGAACACUAAAAUUAAAAAAGCAAAUGAAGAGAUUGCUCGUUUGAAAAACAAGAUCUCACAACAAGAGGAGUCUAUUAAAAAACUCAAACAGGAGAAUAAAUCUCUUAAAAUAUGUGACAAAAAACUGAACAAAAUGACUCUUGAUGAAGAGACCCUAAAAGAUAGAAUUACGACCAUCAAGGAAAAUAACGAAAAGCUCAAAGCAAAAAAUUUGAAGUUAGCUCAAGAGAUUCUCGCACUUCAUAAACAGAGAGACCUUCAGAAAGAAGAAGAUUCUUUACAUGUUAAAGAGAAGAUGAUAGAGAAACUCCAGCUUGAUCUGGAAACCUGUAAGUUGUCGAACCAAUCAUUUGAGAAUGAUUUAUUGGAUGCAAAGAAAGAAAUCAACAGACUGCAAAAGCAGAUUAAAGAUACAGAAGCACAGGAAACCAUAGCCUACAAGGAGAAAGUCGUAGCCUUACAAAACCAGACAGAGAAAUGUGAGGCUUUGAUUGAUGAGCUGUGGCAAGCCAAGCGGGACUUAAAAAGAGCCAGGGAUGAGCGUGAAAAUGCAUGUAAAACCAUGGAGCAACUACGAGAGGAAAUGGAAGAAAUAAAUAGAGAAAAAGAAAGUAUGUUUGUGGAUAUUUAUCACAAACAACUGAAGAUAGAUGGCUUGGGAAAGAAAUUAGAUGGCAUCAAGGCAAAUUUGAAAGUAGAAAAGGAGACUAACAUUUUGUUGCGUGAGAAGUAUCUUAAGGAAAAAGAAAGCGUACCUCAGAAUGUAUACAAGAAUAAGGCGGAAUGCCCAUCAUCAGAUCUUAAUAUGUGGCAUUUGAAAGUACAAGAUGAAUUAAAUACUCCCAGUACGCCCAAAUUUUCUAAGCGGUUUGACUUUAGACCCAAAGACGUUGCACCUUUCCGAUACAACGGUAAUGUUGUUAAACUCCCCCCCAUAAACCAACCUGUUGGACACAAUGUGUACACAAAGAAACCCUUUAGGGGACCACAUCCUAAUCCAGAUCACUGUAACAUUUUCAACACGAGCGGCUCAAACUUCCUUUACAUUCGGCAGACAUAGUCAACUUAGAUCUUAUAUUCUAAUU